Plasmodium vivax (malaria parasite P. vivax) is the source of this 474-nucleotide messenger RNA. RefSeq lists its product as hypothetical. The transcript is spliced from 4 exons. Gene Ontology annotation, molecular function: DNA-binding transcription factor activity. Gene Ontology annotation, biological process: regulation of DNA-templated transcription. NCBI's taxonomy places the organism in Eukaryota, Apicomplexa, Aconoidasida, Haemosporida, Plasmodiidae. Bases 1 to 474 code for a protein of 157 amino acids. The record is from RefSeq and is a predicted model, not a curated record.
AUGCAGUACGUUUUCAAGUGGGGAAUAGGCAACAAGUUUCGCUCGGAUCCGGAGAACAGGUUCCACCCUGUGCACCUAAGUCGCGCCAAAGAAGUGACCAUCAGAAAGGACUACUUCGACGCAGUGAAUGAAAAUAUAAAAUACGAACCACUCAAUGAGCAGUGGGAAGUGUUCUGGUUUGAAAAUGACAAAUUGAAUGCGAAGCCUUUCCCCAUUAAGAAGUACGGCAUAGAAUCAGCCAAGAGGGAGGCCAUCAAAUUUUACGAAUCGUUAAAGCAAAACAAUCGCAUGAAGGACAGGCCCCACUACGAAUCCGGCGUGGAAGGGGUCCACUACGAUGUCGUAACCAACUGCUGGGUGGCAUUCUACCGGCAGAGGAACUUCCCCGUGUGCAGGUCCUUUUCAGCGGAGUACCACGGGUUCGAAACGGCCAAGAAGAUGGCCAUAGAGAGGGUGAAGAAGUGCAGGGAGUGA